UUCGGCCGGGUGGCCGCUGGAGGCUGGCGGACCGGCGCGGGCGCACCGGAGCGCGCUGGCGGCCUUGGCCCCCACGGGAGCGCGGCUGCGGCGCUUGAAACCGUGGGCGACCAGUGGGCGGGAGUCCGCCUUUCGCCUGCGUCGCUGCCUGAGCGGGAUCGCCUUCCCCAGGGAUGUGAGGGAUCGCGGCUUGGCCGGCUGGGUCCCGAGCGCCGCGGAGGCCAGCUGCAGACGCUCCACCCACUUUGGCCUGGAGGGGCUAAAAAUAAUUGCCCAGAGGCUCCUGAGAGGAAUCAGAUCGCGCUAAGUAGGGCACAACGCAGAGGCAACAGAGCUCCUUUGCCCCAGGGCGCCCGGAGAAGUCUCUGGAGCGUGGUCCCGUCCCGCCCUCCCUCCGCCUGCCAGGGGUGUGUGGAGGCCAGUAUGAAGCUGAAAAAGCAGGUGACAGUGUGUGGGGCUGCUAUCUUCUGCGUGGCAGUCUUUUCGCUGUACCUCAUGCUGGACAGAGUACAGCAUGAUCCCACCCGACACCAGAAUGGUGGGAACUUCCCACGGAGCCAAAUUUCUGUGCUGCAGAAUCGCAUUGAGCAGCUGGAGCAGCUGUUGGAGGAGAACCAUGAAAUUAUCAGCCACAUCAAGGACUCUGUGCUGGAGCUGACAGCCAAUGCAGAAGGCCCACCUGCUCUGCUGCCCUACCACACAGCCAAUGGAUCCUGGGUGGUGCCCCCGGAGCCCCGGCCCAGCUUCUUCUCCAUCUCCCCCCAGGAUUGCCAGUUUGCUUUGGAGGACCGGGGCCAGAAGCCAGAGCUACAGAUGCUAACUGUGUCAGAAGAGUUGCCAUUUGACAAUGUGGAGGGCGGCGUUUGGAGGCAAGGCUUUGACAUCUCCUACAGCCCACAUGACUGGGAUACUGAAGACCUGCAGGUGUUUGUGGUGCCCCACUCACACAAUGACCCAGGCUGGAUCAAGACCUUUGACAAGUACUACACAGAGCAGACCCAACACAUCCUCAACAGCAUGGUAUCCAAGCUACAGGAGGACUCCCGGCGGCGCUUCCUCUGGGCAGAAGUCUCCUUCUUUGCCAAGUGGUGGGACAACAUCAAUGCCCAAAAGAGAGCAGCAGUCCGAAGGCUGGUGGGAAAUGGGCAGCUAGAGAUUGCAACAGGAGGCUGGGUGAUGCCAGAUGAGGCCAACUCCCACUACUUUGCAUUGAUUGACCAGCUCAUUGAGGGACACCAGUGGCUGGAGAGAAACCUUGGUGCAACCCCACGCUCUGGCUGGGCAGUGGACCCAUUUGGACACAGCUCCACCAUGCCUUACCUGCUGCGCCGUGCCAACCUGACCAGCAUGUUGAUCCAGAGGGUACAUUAUGCCAUUAAGAAGCACUUUGCUGCCACCCACAGCUUGGAGUUCAUGUGGAGACAGACUUGGGACUCGGAUUCCAGCACAGACAUCUUUUGCCACAUGAUGCCCUUCUACAGCUAUGAUGUGCCUCAUACCUGUGGCCCAGAUCCCAAGAUCUGCUGCCAGUUUGAUUUCAAACGCCUGCCCGGUGGACGCAUCAACUGCCCUUGGAAAGUGCCACCCCGGGCCAUCACAGAGGCCAAUGUGGCAGAAAGGGCAGCCCUGCUCCUAGACCAGUACAGGAAGAAGUCUCGGCUCUUCCGAAGCAAUGUCCUCUUGGUGCCACUGGGCGAUGACUUCCGAUAUGACAAGCCCCAGGAAUGGGAUGCCCAGUUCUUCAACUACCAGCGGCUCUUUGACUUCCUCAACAGCAAGCCUGAACUCCACGUGCAGGCCCAGUUUGGCACCCUCUCUGACUAUUUUGACGCUCUAUACAAGAGGACAGGCGUGGAACCAGGGGCCCGGCCCCCAGGGUUUCCUGUGCUAAGCGGGGAUUUCUUCUCCUACGCGGACCGUGAGGACCAUUACUGGACAGGCUAUUAUACUUCCAGACCUUUCUACAAGAGUCUGGACCGAGUCCUAGAAGCCCACCUUCGGGGGGCAGAGAUUCUGUACAGCCUGGCUGUGACCCACGCCCGCCGCUCUGGACUAGCCAGCCGGUACCCACUGUCUGACUUCACCCUCCUGACGGAAGCUCGGCGCACACUGGGGCUCUUUCAGCACCAUGAUGCCAUCACUGGAACUGCCAAGGAGGCAGUGGUGGUGGACUAUGGUGUCAGGCUCCUGCGCUCCCUCAUUGGCCUGAAGCAGGUUAUCAUCAAUGCAGCUCAUUAUCUGGUGCUAGGGGACAAGGAUACCUACCACUUUGACCCUGAGGCACCCUUCCUCCAAAUGGAUGACACCCGCUUAAAUCAUGAUGCCCUGCCAGAGCGUACAGUGAUCCAGCUGGAUUCCUCACCCAGGUUUGUGGUGCUGUUCAACCCACUGGAACAGGAGCGGCUCAGUGUGGUGUCCCUGCUGGUCAACUCACCCCGUGUGCGUGUUCUUUCAGAGGAGGGUCAGCCCCUGGCUGUGCAGAUCAGUGCACACUGGAGAUCUGCCACAGACAUGGUCCCCGAUGUCUACCAGGUAUCUGUGCCCAUCCGUCUGCCAGCCCUGGGCCUGGGUGUGCUGCAGCUACAGCUGGGCCUGGAUGGGCACCGCACACUGCCCUCCUCUGUGCGAGUCUACUUGCAUGGCCGGCAGCUCUCUGUGAGCAGGCAUGAUGCAUUUCCUCUCCAUGUCAUUGACUCAGGAUCCAGUGACUUUGCCCUCAGCAACCGCUACAUGCAGGUCUGGUUCUCAGGCCUUACUGGGCUCCCAAAGAGCAUACGAAGGGUGGAUGAGGAGCAGGACCAGCAGAUGAACAUGGAAUUCCUCAUCUAUGGCACUCGUACAUCCAAGGACAAGAGUGGAGCCUACCUCUUCCUGCCUGACGGCGAGGCCAAGCCCUAUUCCCCCAAGGACCCCCCUGUGCUGCGUGUCACCGAAGGCCCUUUCUACUCAGAGGUGGUUGCCUACUAUGAGCAUGUUCACCAGGUGGUCCGGCUUUAUAACCUGCCUGGGGUAGAGGGGCUGUCUCUGGAUGUGUCAUCCGUGGUGGACAUCCGGGACUAUGUCAACAAGGAGCUGGCCCUGCGCAUCCACACAGACAUUGACAGCCAGGGAACCUUCUUCACAGACCUCAAUGGCUUUCAGGUGCAGCCCCGGAGGUAUCUAAAGAAGCUGCCCCUGCAGGCUAACUUCUACCCCAUGCCAGUUAUGGCCUACAUCCAGGAUGCACAGAAGCGCCUCACACUACACACUGCUCAGGCCUUGGGCGUCUCCAGCCUCAGGGAUGGCCAGCUGGAGGUGAUCUUAGACCGUCGGCUAAUGCAGGAUGACAACCGGGGACUAGGUCAAGGGCUCAAGGACAACAAGAGAACCUGCAACCGUUUCCGCCUCCUGUUAGAACGUCGAACCGUGGGCAGUGAGGUCCAAGAAGGCCGCUCUACCAGCUACCCAUCCCUCCUCAGCCACCUGACCUCCAUGUACCUGAAUACCCCUGUGCUUGCCCUGCCCGUAGCCAAGAGGCAGCUCCCAGGCUCCAGUCUGCACUCAUUUCAUCCUCUGGCUUCCGCACUGCCCUGUGACUUCCACUUGCUCAACCUACGUACGCUUCCAGGCGAGGAAGAUAACUUGCCCUCAUCAGACACUGCAUUUAUCUUACACCGCAAGGGUUUUGACUGCAGCCUUGAGGCCAAGAACUUGGGCUUCAACUGUACCACAAGCCAGGGCAAGGUAGCCCUAGGUAGCCUUUUCCAUGGCCUGGAUGUGGGAUUCCUACAGCCAACCUCCUUGACACUAUUGUACCCUCUAGCCUCACCCUCCAACAGCACUGACAUCUAUCUGGAACCCAUGGAGAUCGCCACCUUUCGCCUCCGCUUGGGUUAAGGCUUCUUGUGGCCUGAAGAAAAAGCUCAUCCACAAAGACUGCCUCUUAACACUGAGAAUGGGUUGGACAAGCCACACUGGGUAUCCCAUCCAAUCUGCCUCUAAAACCUGACAGACUGGGCUCUCCCCUCAUCUUGUUUAUUGUUCCUUCUGUAUUUAGGGCAAUGCCCAGUGGUGGGCAGGUAGGGCAGAUGCUGGUGAGAUGAGGGAGAGGAAGCCAUUGGUCGGGGUUGAUGGUACCAGACUCUGCUCUGGGUUGAGUGGCCACAUGCUUGGGCACAAGCUCAAGUACCCAUCCUUUUCCCAAAGUGGGAUGUGGGAGGAGUGGGGACAGACAGGAGGUCAGGGAAGCUAAGUGGGUAAGGCCCAGUGUCGGGUGACUACAGAUGAGAGCUUACUCUAGGGGAAUCCUGUGGUGAAGAAGAGACCAUGUAUCCUGGUAUAAGGAGCAGGAUCAGUGGGAAGAGAAGGAUGGGGACCCACAGUUAGCGGUGGGGUGGAGGAGUAGAAGGAAUCGCAGUUUCUCCUAAGGGCCUGAAGGCUUUUCUGCUUUCUGUGAUGGCUCUACCCUAAAUGCCACUGGGCCUGCACAUCCUGGUGGGGGCUGCAGGAUGGCAGGAAGGACUCACUAGAGACUUAUGGCCAGAGGGCAUAGAACAUUUCAGAUACCAAAACCCCCAUCUCAAAUUGGGCAGUUUGUCUGUGUGUUGAUUAAUGGGAUUGGUGGCUGGGGCUUAGCGGGGGUUCUCCACCCUACCUGACUCUGGUUUGUUCCCUUUACUCUCUGCACUACUGCCUCCAAGAACUUUCUAUCAUGAGGGGUUUGGUCCUGGAAAGAAAGUGAAACCUCCAAGACCCUCCAGGCUUGGGCAACUUGAGACGACUUUCGGUGCCAUGCCUAGCAGGCCUCGAAGCCUCACCUUUGGCCCAUCCUUUUACAGUAUUCAAUUCUUGACACGGGGGAUGAGGGAUAUGUAGACUAAAUUAGGAAGUGGUAGGACUGCUCAUGAGUCUUCAUUUCAGCUUCAAAUAAUAGAGAAAAAUUUAUAAUAGUCUCUAUAGAUGCUGAAGAGAUAUUUGAUAAAAUUUAAAAUCCCCCCCCUAGGGCUGGGGAUGUGGCUUCGUGAGUAGAGUGUUUGCCUAGCAAGCAUGAGGCUCUGGGUUUGAUCCCCAGCACCACAAAAAUAAAAUCCACCCCUUCUUAAAAUUCUAAGAAAGAAACUUACUAAUCUAGAAAAGGUCCAUGUCAGAAACAGUUAAUGGCACUCUGAAGAGUCAAACACCAUAAGCAUUCCCAAUGAGGGUAAGAAACUAGCCAGGGGUGCUGUGGUUUAGCAGUGUCUGGCAUUACUUACCCCUGCAACAAGUCAAGUGAAGGAGGUAAGGAAGGGUUAUAAUUGCCAUCAUCUAUAGACCCUAAAGCAGCCUGCCUAUGAAAUCCAGCAGAAUUGGCUGAAGACCUAGGAAGUGCAUUCUGUAAAUUGAGCCAGUACUAAACAUGUUCCUGUAAAGAUUUUGGUUCUCCCUAAAUCGGCUCAAUUCAAUGUAAUUCCAAUGAGAUUGGAUACUUUUUGAAAUUCAGUAGCUUCUGAAGUUCAUUUGGAAGAGUAAAGGCAUGAGAAUAUCAAGGUAUCUCCGAAUGGCGAUGAGUCCAGUGAUGGUGCUGAGGUGGGUAAAAGGCACUUGUCCUACCAGAUUUCCCAAAGGACUCUGGCUAGCAUGAAUUUAAUUAGUAUAACAGACUGGGUCAGACAGAUGGGACAGUAUGGAGAAUCCGGAAACAGUCCUGGGUACAUAGGGAUUUAGUAUAUGGUAAAUUUUUUUUUUUUAAAUGGGAGUAUUUUAAAUGGGGGAAAAGAUGGAUUAUUUAAUAAAUAAUACUUUGAGAUGACUUAUUAGAGUAAGAUCUCUACCUCAGUUUCCACAAAAAUUAGUUUGAGAGGGGGAAAAAAACAAAAUAAGAAAAUAUAUUUUUAUAACUGAUGUAGGAAGGUCUUUUGAAAACAUGAAACCAAAAAGAAAAACAUCUUACCAGACACACAAAAUUGAGUUUCUGUGCUAUGAGAAACAUCAGGUUGAAAUAUAAAUGUCAGAUGUGGGAGAAAAUAUUUGUGGUGUAGUAAAAAUCAGUAUGAUUAGAAAAUUUGCUUUAGGGUCCUCAAAGUCACUGGGGGCCUGCCAGGAGCCAUCUGAAAUCUCAAAGAGUGACAAGGCCAAGUUUUUGUGGGUUUGCCAGAAUCUUUGUGCCAAUGUCAGGCCAUAGCUCGUGGAAUCCUGUCCAUAACCUGAUGGAAGAACUAAGGUAACAAAUGUGAAGUACUCAGCAUAGUGCCUCGUACACAGAAGAGCUCCACGAAUAGGAGUUAUAACCAUAUUGGUAAAGGUUGCUAAGCAAUUACGGCAAGUGUUAUUUGCUAGUAUAUGAUUUGUAAUGAAAUGAUAAGAGAGAAUCUGUGAACCCCUAGGAAAUUAGCAGAAUAAAGGAUAUUAUCUUUGGAGGUCUUA
Messenger RNA from Marmota monax (woodchuck), 6381 nucleotides. RefSeq names its product mannosidase alpha class 2A member 2 (gene Man2a2). The record is from RefSeq and is a predicted model, not a curated record. The coding region runs from base 424 to 3876 and encodes 1150 amino acids. NCBI's taxonomy places the organism in Eukaryota, Metazoa, Chordata, Mammalia, Rodentia, Sciuridae. The transcript has 24 exons. Gene Ontology annotation, biological process: protein deglycosylation; N-glycan processing; mannose metabolic process. Gene Ontology annotation, cellular component: Golgi membrane. Gene Ontology annotation, molecular function: carbohydrate binding; alpha-mannosidase activity.